Guillardia theta CCMP2712 is the source of this 810-nucleotide messenger RNA. RefSeq lists its product as hypothetical. The transcript is spliced from 11 exons. Bases 1 to 810 code for a protein of 269 amino acids. The record is from RefSeq and is a predicted model, not a curated record. NCBI's taxonomy places the organism in Eukaryota, Cryptophyceae, Pyrenomonadales, Geminigeraceae.
AUGCUUUCGCGUGUGGACUGUGGAGGCGGGCAGUUCCUGGAAAUCCGCCAUCGGUCUAUUACAGUCGAGCCAGCGGACUCGAGACUCUUCAGAUGUAUGGGAGCUGCUCUAUGGCCGUCAAGCCUUGCAUGCGUCAGGGAGAUCUCGAGGAACGAAAGCAUGAGGAAGGCUGCUGUAGCAGGAGGCAGCCUCCUUGAGCUGGGAUCAGGACAUGGUCUGGGUGGCAUAGCAUCUUGCCUCCUCGGCUCCUGGACAUCAGACGAGAGACUGUUGCGUCAGAUCGAGCACAACUGCCGCCUGAACAGAGACAAGCUGAACCACUGCAAAGACAAUCUCUUCGUCGCUCAUCUCGUCUGGAAGCACGACGUUCACACCUGCCCUCCUCGCACCCGUCGGCUCACGUUCCUGCAGGAGGGGGUCAAGAGGCUGAGAGACUGCGGUCAUCAGGAGGGGUGCACUUACUCCAAGCCUGUCACGGAUGCGCUACUGGAUACUAUCAAAGAGCUUCUUGCAAGGGGUGGAGUUGCCGUUCUCAUACACGCGACCAAGAACGGGUGUCCGUUCUACUCGGGCUGGGGGAUCAAAGAGAUCAAGAGGAAUCACAAACCUGCUGGGUUCUGGAAGGGGAGCAGAGGGACGGAUCAUCUCACUACUGAAGAGCUUGUAGAGCUCGCUGAGGCCUCGGGGUUCCGAGCUGACAUCCUGGGAAUGCACUCAGAUCUCCUCGAUCGAGGGAUGGAAGAGAUCGAUAUAUCUCAUGUUAAGUCAACCUUACCAGGUAUACAAGUGGUGGAAUUACGGCACUUGUAA